AGGCGGAAGUAAAAAGGAGAGCUUCUGUGUAGUGUCUAAAAGAGAGAACAUCAAAAUGCUGAAAGAGUUGGUGAAGGAGCGACUGAUGGCGGCGGCUGAUGAGAUAUUCGCGCUGUUUGAACGAACGAUCGCUUCGUACGAGGAGGAACUUUGUCGAACAAGAGAGGCGAACGAGCGACGACGACUGGAAGCUGUUCGUACGACUCCAAUUGUGUUGGGCAUUGAAGACGUCCCGCAGCUGAUUGGUCGCCAGGAAGAACGUCCGCCCCAGGCGCAAGGGGGGACCACCACUUGGGAGCAAGAGGAAGAAGAUCCCCAGCCCCCCCACGUUAAAGAGGAAGUGGAGGAACUCUGGACCGCUCAGGCGGGACAGUGUCUUCUUGGGCCGGAGGAGGUUGAUCUGACCAAGUUGCCGCUGACUGGUCUUUCUGUGAAGACUGAAGACCAUGAAGACAAACCACAAGCUGACAACCUCUUAGCUCCACUAUCGGAGAGUGACCACACAAGGGCGCACUCUCCCGAGGACGAAGACAGGGACAACACCCAAGACCCUCUGAGCAGCGAUACAGACUGUGAAGGUGAUGUGAGGACUCACACAGACAACAAACAAUCUAAAUAUUCUAAAAAGAAGACGGGUAUGAAACGUUUGACCUGCUCAAUUUGUGCUGAAAUAUUUUCUAAAAUGGGCCAUUUGACUCGACACAUGCUGACACACACAGGUGAAAAACCUUUUUGUUGUUCAGUUUGUGGCAAAAUAUUGUCCAAAAAGUCAAAUAUGUUGUCACACAUGAGAACACACACGGGAGAAAGGCCGUUUAUUUGCUCAGUUUGUGGCGAGAGCUUUUCUGAAAAGAGUCAUUUGACACGCCACAUGCUGAGACACACUGGGGAGAAACCUUUUUGUUGUUCAGUUUGUGGUCAAAGAUUCUGUCAACAGUCACAUAUGGCGUCACACAUGAGGACACACACGGGAGAAAAACCUUUUAGUUGUUCAGCUUGUGGUCAAAGAUUCUCUCAAAAGUCAAAUAUGGUGUCACACAUGAGAACGCACACCGGAGAAAAACCUUUUAGUUGUUCAGCUUGUGGCGAAAGAUUCUCUAAAAAGUCCAACAUGGUAAAACACACGAGAACACACACUGGAGAAAAACCAUAUUCCUGUUCACUUUGUACUAAAACAUUCACUCGGCAGGACACUUUAACGGCACACAUGCGGACUCACAACGGAGAAAAGCCUUUUAGUUGCUCAGUGUGUGGUAAAGGAUUCUCUCGAAAGGUACGUAUGGAAUCACACAUGUGGACACACACAGGAGAAAAAGCUUUUAGUUGUUUAGUGUGUGGUGACCGAUUUUCUCGAAAGUCAAACAUGGUAUCACAUAUGAGAGCACACACAGGAUAAAAAAAAAAACCCAACAUGCUCCUGUUUGCUUUGUGCACACUUUGAUGGCACACGUGCUGACACACAAUUGAGAAUAAACGUUUCCGGUCCAGUUUGCGCUAAAAGAUGGUCAAAUCGUAGAAGUGGAAUGUGAAAAGUCACACUGAAAGUGAUGAUCUGCUGUGUGUGUGAGACCAGUUCCCCUCAUGAAUUUCAAGUCAGUGUGCUACAAAGAAGAGCAGCUUUAAAUCCAAUCCACGCUCAUUACUAUGGUUUUAUUUCUUAUUCUUGUAACUGUUGCUGCAUUCAUGAUAAUGAUUUCUGUUACUGUAA
Messenger RNA from Dunckerocampus dactyliophorus (ringed pipefish), 1708 nucleotides. Its product is annotated as oocyte zinc finger protein XlCOF6.1-like. Gene Ontology annotation, biological process: regulation of transcription by RNA polymerase II. The coding region runs from base 56 to 1396 and encodes 446 amino acids. Lineage: Eukaryota; Metazoa; Chordata; Actinopteri; Syngnathiformes; Syngnathidae. The transcript is spliced from 2 exons. The record is from RefSeq and is a predicted model, not a curated record. Gene Ontology annotation, molecular function: RNA polymerase II cis-regulatory region sequence-specific DNA binding; DNA-binding transcription factor activity, RNA polymerase II-specific.